AUGACGUCCCAGUGGAUCGCGAAGUUUGAUGAGGACAAUGAUCACAUGUCUUGUCUGGGUCAUGAAGAAGCCGGAAGUGAUGCUGAGCAUGCUCCCCUGAACAGCAUCGUGCCCAGCAUCGGGCCAUACUUGCUUUUGCCGCAGUGGCUGGCUCCGAAGGAAGAUGUUCCAGCCUGCCCCAAAUUUUUCAUUGUAGUAGACCUCGGAGGCAUCCGGAGGAUGCCGACUGCAAAGGAAUACGCCGCCAAGCGCAUGCGAGAGUUCGGUGAAGAGCUUCUCACCGACUAUGAGAUGCUUCUCGCAAAGCAGCUCAACAAGGUCAAGGAGGACCCCGAUCUGCAGCAGUUCCUCGAAACGAGGCCAGCGGAGGACACAAGGCCAGGGGAAGAUACCCCGGCCCGCAGCAUGAGCAAGAACAGCGAACGAAGUGUUGUCGUGCGGGGCGCGAGCAAGGCUAGCAGCCACAACAUUGUGCUGGACCCUGUGGAUGAGGGUUCGGGAGAGACGCCGUGGGAAGGGGACCUUUGGAAAGUCAAUGAGGAUGACAUGGACGAGGAGUCUACCGGGCCGACAGUGACUGAAGAGAUCGACGACUUCCCGCACAUGACCUCACCCCAGCACUCCCUCUUCCUUCCGGAGUCACCAACGUCCUGCGUGAAGCGAGACGGCCUCGUCCUACCACUGCCUGAUGCCUUCUCGAACUCGAGCCUGAGCAUCAGCGUCGACAUUCCGGCGGCCGAUCCGAGAGGCGUUCACCUGCAUUCCGUGUGGACGAACGAUGAUUUCUCUCGCCAGGUCUCCAAAUCUUCUGGCGGCGGCCUUGGCCAAGACUUCAUCGGGCGCCUUUCUCAAAAGUCGUCGAUCCGAUCCGGCCAGAUGGUGCAGGAGCAUGGGCCGCUGCAGAAAGCAGUGAUGAGGCCCAGCAGCCUUCGUUGCGUGAUGUGGGACACCGUCUGCACCAUUGCGAUCGUCCAUGAUGCAUUGAUGAUUCCCAUACUGACUGCGUUCCCCAUCGAGCGCUCCGGGCUUGCACGGACACUUGAGCUCGUCAGCAGCGGGGUUUGGCUGGUGGACCUCUUCGUGUCCUUCUUUCGGGGCUACCUGGACAUCCGCACAGGCUUUGUCGAAAUGAGAUUCCGGCGCAUUGCCCUGAACUACCUGACGCACUGGUUCAUGGCAGAUCUGGCCAUGAUCGUGUUGGACGCAGCUUCUCUGUUCAUGGUGGAGGACAGCACUAUGGAUGCACUGACUCUUCUGCGCCUGCUACGCAACCUACGCUUGCUGCGGCUGCUGAAGAUGUCCGAUCGAUAUUCUAUCUUGCGUGAGCUCUUCUACACCCUGGAGUAUGAGCUGGAAUGGACCUCCGUGUACUUUGCCACCUUUGCAGGUGUGCUGCAGCACCUGGGGGUCAUCGCUUUACUGUGCCACUUCGUGGGCUGUGCUUGGUAUGCUUUGGGUGGCAUGUCCUCCGCCGAGAUUACUUGGGUGAAGGCUCACGUGGUCUCCCGGGGCGAAGAGUUUAGCCACACUGCGGGUUGGUUCUACUUCUACAUGACCUCUGUGCAGUGGGCCCUGACGCAGUUCACUCCUUCCGCCAUGGACGUGUCGCCCGUAAACACACCUGAGCGGGUAUUCUCAGUGGUGGUGUCCCUGGCGGGCCUUAUCGCCUUCAGCUUCUUCCUGGGCACGAUCAACCAAUCCUUCGCAAAGCUGCGGAGCCUGACUGCGCAGGAGACGCGGCAGAACCAGCUUGUGAGGCGCUAUGUCGGGGAGAGGCGGGUAUCUGCAGACCUGUCGAGUGAAGUCCUAGCUUGCAUUCGCCAGCGAGGGCUGGGUAAGGCCACAGGUAAGGUGGUCUUCUCAGACAUCAAAGUUCUGCAAAGCCUGCCACACAACCUCCUCUAUCGUUUGCACGAAGAGGUGGGUUUUCCCAUACUGGAACAGCACGGUGUGUUCAAGUACCUGGUCUAUGUCAGUAUUGGCGAUGUCGCACGGAUGUGCCACGUGGCUUUGACAGAGUCCAGUGUCAUCUAUGGCGAGGACCUCUUUGAGGCUGGCACGCCCUGUACGUCGAUGUACAUGUUUCAGACUGGUAAGAUGCAGUAUGCCUGGGAGCAAUCGCCCCAAGUCAAGGAGCCAGUGCUCCCCGAGCAAAGGGCCUGUGAGGCUGCUCUGUGGAUAAGCUGGGAACACCGGGGUCUAAUGACCUGUUGCGACCAGUCUACGCACCUCUUCCAGGUGCAUGCCUCAGCGCUUCACAAGAUCAUGGCCAGGAGUGAGCAGCGGGACUUGCUUGCCAUGUACGCCAAGACCUUCGUGAAGACGCUGCUGGAGCAGUAUGGCAAGGCGGAUGAUGCCUCCGACCUCUAUGGAGAUGACGAGGUCGUGACCAAGAUCCUCACGCCCAUCCGAAGCUGGCAGACAGGCAUGAUGAGCCUGAUGCCGGCCGGGGGAGGCUCUUUCCAGCUUCGGGCGGUCUUCCUUGCAUGGAAAGCCCUUGUGCGGGAAGGCUCAACACACCGCGCUGGGAAGACCCAGUGGUUUGGGCGGCUUCGGCGGCAGAAUACGGCUUCAAUUCGUUAA
This is a messenger RNA of Symbiodinium natans, 2583 nucleotides long. The record is from the annotation of a GenBank genome assembly. Lineage: Eukaryota; Dinophyceae; Suessiales; Symbiodiniaceae.